Molecule: messenger RNA, 1719 nt
Organism: Trypanosoma rangeli
Lineage: Eukaryota; Euglenozoa; Kinetoplastea; Trypanosomatida; Trypanosomatidae
Product: putative DNA primase large subunit
Exons: 1
Coding region: 1-1719 (572 amino acids)
Biological process (GO): DNA replication, synthesis of primer
Cellular component (GO): alpha DNA polymerase:primase complex
Source: RefSeq, a predicted model, not a curated record
AUGCAGGCGAUCAUCACCACCGCGACGUCGCUUGGGAGCGAUGCGAAGCAGCAGCAGGAGGUGAAGCAUGCUGCGGCUCCCAUUCUCGAUUGGGCCACCAUGUACACACGCAAGCCUUCUGGCACCCGCACCCUCUUUGCUCUAGAGGCCCUGGUGGCAAAACGCAUGGAGCUGCUUGCGUGGAUCGACCAGCUGAUGAACUCGCCAAACGUGAAAAGCUUUGGUGUUUUGCUUGACGAAAUUGGGGCGCGGCUUCCACUCGAGCGUCGCAAGCAGGUUGCGCAGCAAGCCGCCGAUCACGUGGUGCUGGGUCGAGACGAUACCCCCGGUGCUGACGAUGCCGAUCGCUCUCGUACCCCACGGCGUUCGGUUUCACGCUCCGGCUUGGCUGCCUUGAAUGCCGUCGUGUUUGAGGGUGACGAGGACCUUCUUUCGCACCUCCUUUCACGUUUUGCAUUCUGCAUGAGCGAGCAAUGGCGCAAGUGGUUUGUGAAAACGGAGGAGGCUUUGCUUCGGGCGCGACUGAAGCUGCAGAUGGCAAAGUGUGAGGCUGAUUUUUUGCCUCGUCUCAUGCGCGACAAUGGGCUUCCGUGCUACCCACUCUCUGAAGAGCAGUGGCAGGAGGCACGGCUGCAGGAGUACAUUGUGUACUUUGCGGCGUCGCAGGGAAAACUGCAGCCCCGCGGUCGCGAGGAAUACUUUGCUGUUCCACUAACCCUAGCCACACGUCUUAUCAAGACCCGUAGCGUUCUGUGCCUUCGGGGGCAGGCCAUUCUUCACAGGGAGCAGGCUCAAGAGGUUUUUUUAACGAUAUUUCGUUCCAAAUUAAAUAGAGGCCUGCAUGAGGCGUUCCUUGCGCGAGUGAAGUUGACAUCCAAUGAGGGUGAUGAAGAGCGGGAUACAGUCAUGCGAAUGCUAGAUGCCUUCUUGGAGCAUUUUGUGGCUGAUCCUACGUCUGCGAUGCAGGAAGCGUCAACUGGCGCCGUGGGUGCAGGUGAUGUUCGCCGACUAGCCCAAACACAUUUUCCCCUAUGUAUGCGUCAAAUAGAUGAGCACCUUCGUCGCGAGGGGCACCUAAAGCAUCAUGGACGGUUCACGUAUGGCCUGUUCCUGAAGGCAAUUGGUCUUUCUUUGCAAGAUUCCAUUACGUUGUUUUCUUCCUUGAUGACUCUUAAAGGCGCUGCUGGCAAUACUGAGGCGUUUACUAAGACUGCAUACGGAUACGGCCUCCGCCACAUCUACGGGAUGGAGGGUAAGAAGACAAGCUACACGUCCAUGUCGUGUGCGACGCUGCUGGCCCUUCCUCCUGUGGUGGAUCGUUUUGACUGUCACGGUUGUCCGUUUCGUUUUAAGGACGAGGGUGCCUUUCGGUCACUGCUACUGAAGGAACAGCCAAGCCCGCUUGGAAAGGAGCGGCCUCCGUUGCGACCCUCUGCGAGCGAUAUUGAGGACAUUGUGCAAGACUGCAAAGGACAACAUUAUACACGUGCCUGCUACAAAUAUUUUGUGGCUACUCACCCUGGCGUGAACCGUGACACGCUCUUUCGCUCCCCGUUUGAGUACCACUCGCUGAGCCGGGAGGUGGCGGAAAAGCCGGAGGAAAUUUUGAGUGGUCAGACAACACCGGCGCGGCGUCUCAUGAGCGGUGACAGCCUCAAACGGUCACUUUUCACACCGACUCUGAAAGAGGACGUCAUUCGUGAACGCACAUUCCCAUAG